CAGAAACCAACCGUUUUGGAGUGUAUGGCUAGUUCAGCUUUAUCUCUUUCUGUGCAUAGACCUUCUCAAUUCCUCUUUCCAUGUCCACAAUGCUGCACAAAUUGGAACAGAAACAAUCCAUCUUUCUUUUUCUCAGAUAGAGAUAAGCGUUCUCUCACUUGCUUUUCUUCCAAGAAAAAAAUAGGUUUCAUGGACCAAAUUCUUGAUUAUAUUGAAGGCGGUCCAAAGUUACGGAAAUGGUAUGGGGCAACUGAACUCCUCCCAAAAGAUGGAUCCCUUUCAGAAGAAACUGAGUCUUCUGCAGAAGAAGAUGAAGUCAGGGAUGCAGUUUUAGUUACGGAUGGAGAUAAUGAGAUUGGUCAGAUGGUUAUAUUGUCUUUGAUAAUCAAACGAACUCGGAUCAAAGCUCUGGUAAAAGAUAAGCGGGCUGCAAUGGAAGCUUUUGGUACUUAUGUUGAGCCAAUAGCAGGUGAUGCAAGGGACAGGUCAUUGCUAAAGAAGGCUCUAAGUGGUGUUCGUGCAGUGAUAUGCCCAACUGAAGGUUUUAUAUCAAAUAUAGAGAGUUGGAAAGGUUUACAACAUGUGAUCCUAUUAUCUCAGCUGUCUGUUUAUAGAGGUUCUAGUGGGGUUCAAGCAAUUGUUACUGCCAAUGCAAGAAAACUGGCAGAACAAGAUGAGUCACUGGUUAUGGCUUCGGGAAUCCCUUACACCAUUAUCAGAACUGGCUCAUUGGUAAAUGCUCCGGGUGGAAAUCAAGGUUUCAACUUUAAAGAGGGCUGUGCAUCACAAGGAAAGCUGAGCAAGGAGGACGCUGCUUUCAUCUGUGUAGAGGCCCUUGACACGGUGCCACAGAAAGGACUGAUAUUUGAGGUGGUCAAUGGUGAGGACAAGGUCAUGGAUUGGAAAGAGUGCUUUGCAGCCUUGAUAGAGAAAUCAGAACUGUAAUUUCUUUCUAUCCAAAAUUGGUACAUUCUUUUUUCUCGAUUACACUAAAAUGUACACAUCAACAGUGUGUGAGAGAACUUCAUCAUCAUAUAAUUAAGCCAAAAAAUUUCAAGCGAA
This is a messenger RNA of Lycium barbarum (goji berry), 1062 nucleotides long. RefSeq lists its product as uncharacterized. The transcript has 9 exons. The record is from RefSeq and is a predicted model, not a curated record. NCBI's taxonomy places the organism in Eukaryota, Viridiplantae, Streptophyta, Magnoliopsida, Solanales, Solanaceae. The coding region runs from base 25 to 945 and encodes 306 amino acids. Gene Ontology annotation, cellular component: chloroplast.